AUUAACUAUAUGUAUUUACACAUAUCGAAUCGUGCGUGCACAUUUUAUCAUUCAAACUAAAGGCAUCUUUUCGCGCGGUUGCCCGGCGCUUGCGCAGUUCGACUCGACUGGUUCCGUGAUAUAUCUAAACAAAUAUAAUGGGUGGUAACUACUCAGCAAUGGAUCCGAUGGACGUUCCAGUCCCAGACUUGCCAAAAUUAUUCGAAAGGGACAGUUAUUUGAAACCUUACGAAAGGGAAAUUAGACGCAGAUAUGCCUGUUUCAAGGACUUAUGGAACCGCAUGGAGUCGUGGGAGGGUGGUAUCGAAGCAUUCACCCAGGGGUACAAGUAUUACGGACCGCAGUUCCACCAGGACGGGUCUGUGACCUGGCGGGAGUGGGCCCCUGGAGCAUACUACAUGCACCUUCAAGGAGACUUCAACGGCUGGAACUCCAAAAGCCAUCCGUUCAAGAAACUUGAAUACGGCAAAUGGGAGCUCCACAUCCCAGCCAACGCCGACGGCUCCUGCCCCCUGAAGCACGACUCCCGAGUCCAGAUCAUUGUCAACGAGAACCUCUACAGGGUCUCUCCCUGGGCCAGCUUCGUGAAACCCUUCGAGGGGUUCACCUAUCAGCAGUUUAUUUAUAAGCCGGACAAUCCCUACAAAUUUAAGCACCCCAAAGUGGUCCGGCCGAAAUCCCUCAGGAUAUACGAGUGUCAUGUUGGCAUCGCCACGCCUGAAGGAAAGGUCGGCACCUACAACGAGUUUCGGGAUAAUGUUCUGCCCAGGAUAAAGAAACAAGGAUACAACGCAAUUCAACUUAUGGCCAUCAUGGAACACGCUUACUAUGCUUCCUUUGGUUACCAAGUUACCAGUUUCUUUGCGGCAAGUAGUCGGUACGGCACACCUUGCGAGCUAAAGCAGCUGGUUGACAAAGCUCAUGAAAUUGGACUCUACGUGCUCCUCGAUGUGGUCCACUCACACGCGUCGAAAAACACACUCGACGGACUCAACGAGUUUGAUGGAACUAAUUCUUGCUACUUCCACGACGGACCCCGAGGAACCCACUCCCUAUGGGACAGCCGACUUUUCAACUAUUCUGAAACCGAGGUACUAAGAUUCCUGCUAUCAAAUUUAAGAUGGUACCAAGAAGAAUAUCAAUUCGAUGGAUUCAGGUUCGACGGAGUCACCUCAAUGUUGUACCACAGCCGAGGCAUUGGCGAAGGUUUUUCCGGCCAUUACGACGAGUACUACGGUCUCAAUGUCGACACUGAAGCGUUAAUUUACCUCAUGCUCGCGAAUGAAAUCACACAUAACAUCGAUAGCAGAGCUAUCACUAUUGCUGAGGACGUGUCAGGCAUGCCUGCGACUUGCCGGCCCGUCAACGAAGGGGGUAGCGGGUUCGACUACCGGCUAGGGAUGGCGAUCCCGGACAUGUGGAUCAAGCUGCUGAAGGAGGAACGCGACGAGGACUGGAAGAUGGGGCACAUAGUCCACACCCUGACUAACAGGCGGUGGAAGGAGGGGACGGUGGCGUAUGCUGAAAGUCAUGAUCAGGCGCUUGUAGGCGAUAAAACAAUCGCGUUUUGGCUGAUGGACGCAGCUAUGUACACUCACAUGAGCAUUCUGAGCGAACCUAACUCUGUCAUUGAGCGAGGCUUGGCGCUACAUUGCAUGAUCAGGCUGAUCACUCAUGCCCUGGGCGGCGAGGCCUAUCUUAACUUCAUCGGUAAUGAGUUCGGCCACCCCGAAUGGCUAGACUUCCCCCGCGCUGGCAACAACUCCUCCUACCACUACGCCCGCCGCCAGUGGAACCUGGUCGAUGAUGAGCUGCUCAAAUACAAGUUCCUGAACGAAUUCGACAGGGACAUGAACCAUCUGGAGGAGAAGUACGGCUGGUUGGCUUCGGAUCCUGCGUACGUGUCAUGCAAGCACGAAGGAGACAAGGUGGUCGCGUUCGAGCGCGCCGGGCUGCUGUUCGUGUUCAACUUCCAUCCCUACCAGAGCUUCACCGACUACAGGGUGGGCGUCAACGACCCUGGGAACUACAAGGCUGUAUUGUGCUCGGAUAGUAAAAAAUACGGAGGUUUCGGCCGUGUGGAGACCGACGGCGAGUCACACCAUACACAGGGACAGCCAUGGUCCAACAGGAAUGAUUCCUUGCAGGUUUACAUCCCAUGCCGCACUGCUAUUGUUUUCGCUCGUAAUUAAAUAUUUGAUGUAGAAUUAUUACAGUAGGUUAUUAUUAGAAUACAAAGCCUUAUGAGCUGUGCAUAGAUUAUCAUAUUCAUUUGGUACUUUUACUGGUUAAAAGAUUUGCACGUUAAAAUGAAUGAGUUUAUGUUUAUCUUAGUCUGUAAAAAGUAUAUUAUUCCAAAUAGUGUUUAAGCAUUUUUGGGAUAUGAAAGAUUCAAUCAAAGACUUUAAUUAUAGUACAAAUUUGUAUAUUUUUAAUAAUUUGUUAUAGUGAAUAAAAUUAUCUAUUCAUU
Molecule: messenger RNA, 2470 nt
Organism: Amyelois transitella
Lineage: Eukaryota; Metazoa; Arthropoda; Insecta; Lepidoptera; Pyralidae
Gene: AGBE
Product: 1,4-alpha-glucan-branching enzyme
Exons: 14
Coding region: 138-2192 (684 amino acids)
Biological process (GO): glycogen biosynthetic process
Cellular component (GO): cytoplasm
Molecular function (GO): cation binding; hydrolase activity, hydrolyzing O-glycosyl compounds; 1,4-alpha-glucan branching enzyme activity
Source: RefSeq, a predicted model, not a curated record